Messenger RNA from Acanthoscelides obtectus, 2538 nucleotides. The record is from the annotation of a GenBank genome assembly. NCBI's taxonomy places the organism in Eukaryota, Metazoa, Arthropoda, Insecta, Coleoptera, Chrysomelidae.
UGUUUCGUGCGAGGUACUUGUCGUUCCUUGUCACAGUGUCAUCGUUAUGUUUUGGUUCCGUGGAAUAAUGAAAAUGAAAAUCAUGAAUUUAGAAUUUUGUAGGUGAAAAAGUCAAAUCAUCAACGUACAGCUUCUUCCCAAAAUAUAACAGACACAAAGAGCUAUCUACGUUUCCCGGAACAGUAGGAGAAUAGUUAAAUUAUUGAAAAAUGGAAUGUGUUGAUUCUGAAAACAAUCCAGAAAACAAGAUUCUGAAUAAUGUUGAGGAGAAAAAUAGUACCAAAGAAGAGAGUGAUAAGUUAACCGAACCUUCCGAGUGUAAAAUAGCCAAAACUGAAAUUGAAGAGGCCUCUAAAGGUACAGAAAAGGGAGAGGCUUCCCCAAUAGAACUCACUGAAGAGAACAAAGGAGAGUCAAUUGAAGUCAAAGUAAUUUAUAAUAAGAAAAAGUAUGAUGUUACUACUACAACAGAAACUAAAAUUUCAGAGUUCAAAAAACAGUUACAGGGUAUAGUAGGAGUGCCAGAUUCGAUGCAGAAACUAAUGUUCAAAGGACUACUCCAAGAUGAUCAGACUAUUUCAACUUCUGGCAUCACCAAAGGCUGUAAAAUUAUGUUAGUAGGCUCAACUUUAACUGAUGUAUUAGCUGUAUCUUCUGUUAGUAAACAGGAUGUAGUGGAGUCAGAGAAAGCUACAACUUCAAAAGAGCCUCUUUGUAAACAAAAGAUUCAUCGUAAAGUAUUAGACAAAGGGCUACCUGAAGAUGUCAUGCCUGGAAUAAAAAAUCUUAAGGAAGCACUACCCCCAGUUCCUCUAUCAGGCAUGUUAAAUAAACAUGGGGGUAAGGUCCGGUUGACCUUCAAACUCGAAGUGGAUCAGUUGUGGUUGAGUACAAAAGAACGUACUGAAAAACUGCCCAUGGGAUCAAUCAAAAAUGUUAUUUCUGAGCCUAUAGAAGACCAUGAUGAAUAUCACAUAAUUGGGCUGCAAUUAGGUCCUACAGAAGCUUCUCGCUACUGGAUCUACUGGGUACCAGCACAGUAUGUGGAUGCAAUCAAAGAUGCAGUGCUAGGAAAAUGGCAGUACUUUUGACUUUGUAGAAUGAUUUUUAAAAGACUAAAAAACACGGAACCGUGUUACACUCUGAGAUUAUGUCUGUACAAAGUUGCUCAUUGAAAACUCUAUAAAUAUUGCUCUUACUGUAAUGAUGCUAUACAUAAAAAUGAGACCAACGGUUUUAGUUUUUAAAGUACAACGUGUAUAGCAAAUCCAUUUUGUAUAGUCAUGAACAAAACAUCGCGAAAAUGCGCCGUUUGGUAAAUAAAAUAUGGCCCAUUUUAUGUCCAAUUGAAAUAUAUAUCAGUUCUGUUAAUUUUUUUACAUUCAAUUUGAAAAAAUAUAUAGUUGCAACUUUAUAAUGCAACGGAGCCUUAAUUUCCUAUAGACUUUUUUGUCACUUGAAACAGUAUCAUAGCCAAUUAAGUUGACUAAGAAUGUUUCUUUUUCGAAUGUGGGGUGAGACCUCUGCAUUUUUUACACAAGUCGUGACGAAAAAUGAAACAUCAUACACAGGACCGCAUUUUAAGUGAGGUUUUCUAUGUAACAUGUUUUCCUCGAGGGCUUCAUUAAAAAGUUUUAAAAUGAAAAACAAUUUUUUUAAUAUCGUCAAAACGGUCAACUUGAAUGAGCCGAAGUUUGGUAUGUGGAUUUACCUAAGUAUUGUCCACAUUCAAAAGUCUUUACUUAAAAUUAACGUGCCCAGUGGCGGAGAUACAGGCGAUUAGCUAGCACUAGCGCACGUUAAUUUUAAGUAAAGUCUUUUCAAUGUGGACAAUACAAACCAAAUUUUAGUUCCAGUUGACGGUUUUGAAGAUAUUAAAAAAAUGUUUUUUAUUUUUAAAAUUCAACACCCCCGUGUCUUUUUAAUGAAGCCCUCGAGGAAAAAAUGUUACAUAGAAGACCAACCUUAAAAUGCGGUCCUGUGUAUGAUGUUUCAUUUUUGGUCACGACGAUUGAAUCACCCUGUAUAACUUAAGCAACUGUUUGAUACCAUGGAUCCAGGCUCAGAUGACCAAAUCUACUAUCACUAAAAUUGCUAUAUGCAGAUUUCAAUAAAAUACUAGAAUCAUUCUGAAAUAUGAUUGAGACGUGAUAUGUUGUAAUAUCAAAUUCUAUAGAUAAAAUCUUCAAAGUGAUAGUUGUAAUUUGGUGUAAUUGUUUUGCUCAAACUUGGCAGUAGAGCAAUAUGUAUAAAUAUAUCUUUGAGCUUGUUGUGUUCUAAGAAGAUAUGUGUCGGAGUGUAAUUUUUUGAGGGUUGAUUUGAUUUUGAUACGAAUUUUUAUAAGACAUUUCGAUGGUUUUAUAGCUAUUGAUUUUAAUUCUGACAGUGUCCUACAAGUAUUCUGUGAUAACAACACACAGAUUAGGGUUUUCACUUAGGAACCCAUAAUAUACUCCGACAGUUCUGUAAAUUUUCUUCUGAAAGCCAUUUUUAUUCUGUAUAUGAUUUUUUUUGUACAGCGAUAAAGCAACAUUUGCA